Molecule: messenger RNA, 1491 nt
Organism: Pseudovirgaria hyperparasitica
Lineage: Eukaryota; Fungi; Ascomycota; Dothideomycetes; Acrospermales; Acrospermaceae
Product: putative MFS multidrug transporter
Exons: 4
Coding region: 1-1491 (496 amino acids)
Biological process (GO): transmembrane transport
Cellular component (GO): membrane
Molecular function (GO): transmembrane transporter activity
Source: RefSeq, a predicted model, not a curated record
AUGUCUCAGAUUCUGGUGGAGUACUCCACGUCUGGGUUCAAUGUGAUCAUUCCCCGCGCGGUUGAGGACCUCAACAUUCCACCCGCAAAACAAACUUGGCCAGCCGAAGCAUUCCCACUAGCAAUUUGCGCUCUUUUGCUUCCCAUGGGUCGUUUAUCAGAUAUGUACGGUGGCUUCCCCUUUUAUGUGGCGGGUUUAGUAUGGCUUACCAUGACGGCUGUCGCUGCCGGCUUUGCUCGAAACGAGCUUAUGCUUAACUUAUGCCGCGUAUCCCAGGGUAUCGGAGCAGCAUCGUUUCUUCCCGCCGGUCUCAUGCUUAUUGGUAGCAUCUACCGUCCUGGCCCCCGCAAGAACAUCGUUUUCGCCAUAUACGGCGCCUGUGCUCCUCUGGGUUUCUUCCUAGGAAUCCUAUCCGCCGGACUCAGUCAGGAGUAUGUCAAUUGGAAGCUGUACUUUUGGAUUGGCGGUGGAAUAUCAGCUUCCACCGCUGUCGUGGCGUGGUUCACCAUACCGUCUGACAUCAAGGAGCGCAAAGGCAUGGGUGUCCGGAUGGACUGGAUUGGCUUUUUCACAAUACCAAUAACUGUUAUUCUGAUUGUAUUCGCCAUCACCGAGAGCGCACAUGCAAAGAAAGGAUGGCUUUCACCUCACGUUCUCGGUACCCUCGCUGUAGGUAUUGGAUCUACGAUCAUUACGACAUUUUACGAAGGCUGGAUCGCCACCAAUCCUCUUAUACCCCCAAGUGUUUUCAAAGUUAAGUACAUGAAAGCUUUGAUGUUAUCGCUCCUUCUUGAGUGGGGAGCGUUGAGCAUAUACAUGUACUAUGGUACAUUCUACAUGACGAAGGCAAUGGGCGCAUCAUCUAUCCAAAUUGUUUCUUGGUUCUUACCCAUGGUGGUUGGCGGCGCUAUUAUUGCUCUCGUCAGUGGCAAGAUCUUGGACCGAAUUUCUGGUACCAUUCUCUUGAUUAUCGCAAGUGUCACAUUUAUCGUCGCGCCGUUACUUUUCGCAAUCGCACCUCCAGGAGCCAAUUACUGGGCUUUCACCUUCCCAGCCAUGAUAUGUGCCACUAUUGGUGUCGACACGUCCUUCACGGUCUCAAAUGUCUUCAUCUCGAAUAGCGUUCCGCUCAAGGAGCAAGGCAUCGCGAACGCUAUCAACAGUGCGCUUGUUCACCUUGGCACGGCACUUUUCAUUGGAUGCGCAGAAGUUGUUGCGAUCUCUCAGCGAAAGCACGGCGAAAUCUGGAGCUUCAAAGCGGCGUUAUGGUUUGGAUUCGCUGUAGCAGUAGUCUCGCUCAUCAUCACCCUUGCGUUCGUCAGGAUAAAAGCUGCAACGUCAGACCUCACUGUUGAAGAGAAAAUGACAUACGAGUCGACGACAGAAUUGGUGGAUCACGAUCUGCCUGUUCAUGAUCCGUAUGCUAAGUUAGACUUCCGAAUUCUUUCUUUGAACGCUCUCAGUGACGGAAAGAGGAAUGGUAUGGCAUGA